AUGAAUUACUGCAGACAAGGCUCUCAAUCGGAAUACCCCGAACUUUAUCGCAAAGUAUACAAGCCAGACUUGUCAGAACCCUUUAUAUGCCCACAUUUAAACCAACAGUCCAUCUUAGUGGACCCCAAGACAGGCACUCGAAAAUCACCUUUUACAAGGCGAUGUACUGCGAGAUUUUCGGAUGUUCGCACAAUGAAGGAUUUAUUUGAAAAGGGCUUGGAAAAGUCACGUUUCGAAACUUGCUUAGGACGACGUUAUAGUACGGAAGAAUCUUACACAUGGUUACAGUACAUAGAAGUUGAAGAUAGGAUACGGGCUUUUGGAUCGGCCUUAGUAAAGCUUACUGAACCUAUUCCAUUGAGUGAUAACCUUGUUGGCAUUUACGGAAGAAAUUCACCUGAGUGGUUUAUCACUCAGCACGCUUGUGUGGCGUAUGGCUUUCCUAUUGUUCCAAUUUACGCAACUUUAGGCGAUGAAGCUAUGCAGCAUAUUCUUACACAGACUGAACUUCGUGUUGUCAUGUGUGACUCAGGUGCAGAGGCAUGCCACAUUUUAGAAAAGUUCUCAUCGUCUAUAGAACUUGUCAUAAUAGCAAACGAUGGCCCGAAGGUUGCUGAAGCCAAUGCUCGAUUCUCGGAUACCGUCAACAUAUACUUAUUUGAUGAAUUCUUGAAAAUUGGAGCGAAAUAUUUUAUUCCUAAAGCGAAUCCGAAGCCUGAUGACUUGUAUAUAAUUUGUUAUACCAGCGGAAGUACAGGUUUACCAAAAGGUGUCAUGAUUGAGCAUGGUCAGAUGGUUGAUGCUGUGUUGUCUGUCAUUGAAACUGUAGAUGGGAAAUGCUGCAAUGCGCAUACAAGACAUCUUUCAUAUUUACCAUUCUGCCAUAUUAUGGAGCAAAUAAUUUCUUCUGUUGUAAUCCUCGAAGGUGCUAAAAUGGGAUUUUUGACAAAUACGAUUGAAGGACUAAUGGCUGACUGUGCAGAUUUAAAGCCAACUAUGUUAGGAGCUGUUCCUCGCGUUUUAACUCGAAUAUAUUCGAAAUAUCAAAAAGCUCUUAGUGGGUCAGCUUUGAAAACUCGUUUGUAUGACCAUGUGCUUAAGCGGAAACUAGCUGAACAAAAACAAGGAAAAUUUAAUCAUCGAAGUCUUUUGGAUACACUUUGCUUUAAAAAGCUUCGUCAGGCUCUUGGUGGACAAGUUUGUGGCAUAGUAACUGGUGGUGCACCACUCUUACCUGAAAUUAUGAGUUUUAUGCGCGUAGUGUUUAAUGGCAUCGGCAUUGAAAGUUAUGGUUGUACAGAAACUACCGGGGUCGCAACUAUCUCAGUUGUUGGAGAGUACCGAACUGGUAUAUUGGGCUGUAUUGCAUACGGUGUAGAGGUGAAAUUGAUUGAUGUACCUGAUUUGGGUCUUGUUGCACAAAGGGACAAUAGAGGAGAGAUUUGUGUUAAAGGUAGGAGAUGUACGAAAGGUUAUUACAAAGAUCCUCAAAAGACAGCUGAAUUAAUUGAUGCAGAUGGCUGGCUACAUACAGGUGAUAUUGGAGAAUGGAGUCCAGAAGGUGCACUGAAGUUGGUUGAUCGUGUUAAAAGCAUUUUCAAACUAGCUCAAGGUGAAUACGUAGCUCCAGAAAAACUUGAAACAAUCUAUCAAACCUGUAACCUUGUCAAUCAAAUUCUUGUUGAUGCAAAUUCAAAUUCCAGUUUUCUUGUUGCAAUAGUAGUGCCAGACUUCGACGAAUUGCGUGAAUUGUUUAGUAAAAGUGAACCUGGUUUGCUUAAUUUAUCUGAUCAAAAUCUUUGUCAACUUGGAAAUGUCAAGCAAAUUAUUUUGAAUUCCCUAAAUCGAAUUGCCGCUGAUAAUAACUUGAAAGGAUUUGAAAAACUGAAAAGGAUUGAGUUGAUUCAUGAAGCUUUUACAAUCGAGAACGGAUUUCUUACCCCAACGCUCAAAAUAUCCCGAAAUAAAGCCAGGAAGGCGUAUGCUGACGUCGUGAACAAAUUAUGUCAGGAAUCAACCAUUUAG
Trichobilharzia regenti is the source of this 2025-nucleotide messenger RNA. NCBI's taxonomy places the organism in Eukaryota, Metazoa, Platyhelminthes, Trematoda, Strigeidida, Schistosomatidae. The record is from the annotation of a GenBank genome assembly.